Molecule: messenger RNA, 1709 nt
Organism: Tremella mesenterica DSM 1558
Lineage: Eukaryota; Fungi; Basidiomycota; Tremellomycetes; Tremellales; Tremellaceae
Exons: 11
Coding region: 169-1680 (503 amino acids)
Biological process (GO): intracellular glucose homeostasis; glycolytic process; glucose 6-phosphate metabolic process
Cellular component (GO): mitochondrion; cytosol
Molecular function (GO): mannokinase activity; D-glucose binding; ATP binding
Source: RefSeq, a predicted model, not a curated record
CAUCUUUCCUUGCACUGCCAGACACCUCGAAUAAAAUACAUAUAAUCUGCCUUCUUGUCUCGUUCAGACCUCAUCCUCACCGUUAUCAUACACCUCGAUCUCAUUGGCUGGCUUGCAACUGGUCCCAUCUGCCUCAUUGCUUACUGAGAUUGAACACCUUCCCCAGUCAUGCCCCUGCCAGACAUUUGUCACACUUUUGAUCCCUUCUUUCACCUCGAUGAUGACCGGUUGCGGAGGGUGUUGGAACAGUUCAAGAAGGAGCUUCGAAUGGGAUUAGAACAGUAUGGUCAUGACGUUGCCAUGGUACCCAGUUUCGUCACUGGUGUCCCGGACGGUACGGAGCAAGGAACCUUUUUGGCAUUAGACUUGGGUGGAACGAAUCUACGUGUGUGUGAAGUCAAGCUUUUCGGUCAUCAUCAAUUUGAAAUCAAGCAACAAAAGUAUAAGGUCUCUGAGGAUCUCAAGGCAGGACAAGCCAGAGUAUUAUUCGAUUAUAUUGCAAAUUCAGUGGAUGCUUUCUUGACGGAGAUUGGGUCUGAGAUUGAGACGGAUGGAGAGCCUAUAUACCUGGGAUUCACAUUUAGUUUUCCCGUUGAGCAAACCGCGAUAGACGCUGGUAAAUUGCUCACAUGGACCAAAGGUUUUUCUGCCAAAAACGCAAUCGGACAUGAUGUGGUGGGGUUAUUGCAGGACGCUUUGGACAGGAAACAUAUUCAUGUACGAUGUUCUGCUCUCGUGAAUGAUACUGUGGGGACACUCUUGUCUCGAUCAUAUCAACAUGGACCUGCACUCAUUGGAGCAAUCUUCGGUACAGGUACCAACGGCGCUUACAUUGAUCGAACGCGAACUGUGAAGAAACUUGGAGAGGAGGCUAUAGCAGCGGCGGAAGCACUAGGAGAACAUGCAGGACAAUAUAUGGUCAUCAACACCGAAUGGGGAGCUAUGGACAACGGGAGACAUACGCUACCCGUGUCGAUUUUCGACAACAAACUCGAUCGAGAGUCUAUCAAUCCACGUAAACAAGCUUUUGAAAAGAUGGUCUCUGGAAUGUAUCUAGGCGAGAUCACUCGCAAUAUGCUACUUUAUCUGAUCGACUCGUCUCUGCUUUUCAACGGAUUCUCCACAACGACACUCAACACACACUACGGCUACGACACUUCUUUCGUAUCCAACGUGGAGGGAGUAUCAAGCGAUUCUGAAGUUCGCUCGAUUAUCCUGACCAAUUUGGGAGUCGACCCCGAUAACAUCACGGAUGGGUGUGUCGAGCUGGUACGAUGGGCUUGUCGGUGCGUGUCGGAUCGUGCUUGUUCUUUGGCAGCUUGUGCAAUCGCCGCUGUGAUUCAACACACUGGUAAUGACAUACCUCCGGAAGGAGAACAAGAUACCGGUGUGGAUGUUGGGGUUGACGGCUCUGUCGCCGAGUUUUUGCCAAAUUUCGAAAGUAGGGUACGUAAAGCAUUGAGAGUUCUCUUGGGUGAAGCAGGCGAAGCUAGGGUUCGCAUAGGAAUGGCAAAAGAUGGUAGUGGUGUAGGAGCCGCUCUUUCCGCUUUGCAAGCUAAAAAGGCUAUGGUUGCUAAAUUGCAUGGGGGUGCUUUGGCAACUGGUCAAUCUGAACCUACCGGUCAGACGGGAAGUAGACCCAUUGACACGGCAGAUCAACUCGAUUUGAUUCAUAUGUAAAUUAUCUAUCUAUGCAUCACUUGGAUCUU